CAUUGACCGAUGGUUGGGUUGGUCGUACAAGUCGCUUGGAUCCAACGGUCCUUGCUCGAGAUAAUACCGUUGGUUGUAUAUAUCCACGUCCUCCCCAACCUACGAGAAAAUAGCAACGAGGUUAGUACAUAGAUUAAUUAAAAAGCUUAUAACAACAACAAAAAUUAAAUCAGAAUAAUGAGUACGUACCGCUUGAAAUUCAUCAACAUAAACUCCUUCUCCUUGCCACCAAUCGGCCAUUUUUUCGGCGCAAUUCAGAUAGAGCUUCGGCUCGGCGGGUUUUGAGGAAAAAACCUAAGAAAUGUUUUCUGAUGGCAGAUCGGACUUAGCCGCAACCAACAGACCACUAUUUCCUAGGCUUUUGGGAGGGGAGGGUUUAGAGAGAUAAAUUGUAGAGAGAGAAGGAAGAAUGGGUUGUGGUGUGAAGAAAUGAGAGGGGGAGGGGUGGGUAUUUAUACCCAUCAGACCGCACCCUCCAGGGGCGGUCGGGUAAUUUUGCCCUAAGCUAAAUCGCACCCUCCCGAUGCGUUUUGCGCUUCCCUAGGGUUGACCGCAUCUCGGGCGUGCGAUCUGAUAUCCUUGGCGCGGAUCGCUCCGCUGGCAAGCGUUCAGCCGCCCGAUCGCCCCUCCAUCCAACGGUCUUGAAGACCGUUCCGCAGCAGCAUUAAAUCGCACCGCCCUAGUGCAUUUUAUAAGCUGGAACGCACCCCUAUGGUGCGUUCCAUUAAAAAUGGUGCUAUUUCUGUCAAUUUUUUCAUAUGGGUGCUAGUUUUGUAAUUUUUUUUAAAGGUGCUAUUGUUGGAAAAAUCCCACUAUUUUGCUCACGAAUUAUUAGGGAUGGGCAAUAGGUGAAUUAGGUGGGGUUUUGGGCCAAAUCCACCCAACCAUUGUUAUGGUGGGUGACGAAAAAGUGACCCACACCCACCCAUAUGUAUCGUAGUGGGUGAGUUGGGUCGGUGAUAGCAUAUGGUGGGUGGGUCAUCCCUAACGCCACAGAUUCACACAAGCUCACAAAGCGUGUGCUCUAUCUCAUGUACAACAUGAGGGAUGGGGGCCACAAGCUUCACCUGGGUUCUCUUCUGGCGCAGACAUUUCUUAAGUGCCACAAGAAGGCCACCCACCUCUUCUGCGUUUCCCUGAUAACUAUUUUGUCAUGCCACUUUGCACUGGAUCUACGAGGCCUGAUAGACACCACUGUCUGCCACGACUCGCACCCCGUCGGUAGGGACGUCCUUCGUAGCGCCCUUUUGUUUAAUGUUGCUGAUGGUAGGGAGUGGGUCGACGGUCUCUCCCUUCCCCCUGAUGCUGAUGAGGAUGAUGAAGACUAUAAUGAGGAAGACAAGGACGCAGAGGAGAAUGAUGAUGAUUAUGAUGGUAAAGCUAUGGUUGCCAAUGAGAUGGACCCUCGGCUGUCCCCGCCAAGGGAUCUUCCUCCACGACAAAGACCUGAGUGAGGCGAGUCCUCUCCGGUCCUUCUGUUCCGUCGAUGGAGUUCUUCAUCGACUAGUUCCAACAACUCCAUCUCUAGAAACAUCAGCUCCUAACUCAGCUUGACUCCUGCAUGGGUCGCCUUGAGUCCGAACAGGGCGUGCUCAAGUCUCAUAUCGAGCGGGAGCGUGGCCGCAGCUGCCAGCUGAUGGAGUACCAGGAGCACCUCCUCCAGUCAAUCCACUAAGAGCACCACUAGACUACCCCGUGGGAGGCCUCCCCACCACCUCUACCGCCUCCUCCACAAGGGGAUACUGAUGACAUCAUGGACCACAUCGAGUAGGUUGUACCCGCUGGCUCCCUCUCUCUGUUUGUUCUAGUGUUUGUUUAGUGUAUGUGUUGUUUUGGGAGGAGUGCUGACUGGAUUAUUUGUGUUUGGUUUUUUUUUUUUGGAUAUUGUGUCAUUGUGCUGACAAUUCUUCAUAAGGAUUUUGUGUUCGAGUGGCUGUUUUGUUUUAGCCCUUGUUCUUGCCACGACAGGUCCCACUGCUAGUCUUCCUUGAUGACUGGUCCACUUUUCAGUCCUAUUGCAGUCCAUUUAUUCGGUCUUCUCCAUUGAGGGCAAUGUCGAUCUUAAGUGUCAGGGUGUUUCUAUUUGACUGUUUAUAUGUGUUUAUGUGCUUGGAGUCUAGUCCACUGUCCAAAUCUUUGAUUUGAGGGCUCCAAGUACGUGUUUCGUGCAAUUGCCUACUCGGUAUGCUUUGAAUUGACAGUCUUUAUAGUACUAUGCAACCUAGUGAGGUAGUUGUAGUGCUAUGGAGGAUGUUGAUGCAUUAAUAUGUUUCCUUUCUUCUUCAUAUUGUAUUGGUUGAUUUUGAAAAUUAGUGAUCUUAGGACAUUGGAAUCGUGUGGUAUUGAUGACUCUCUACCUAUCAUGGACUCCUGUAUCAUGUUUUGAAAAAAGGCACUCUAAAUUGUGCUUUCAAAAUAAUGUCUCCAAAUGUCCCCCGUGUGGCAAUCAGUGAAAGUGUGUGUAAGGGGAGAGGGGAAUCCGUUCCCAAUUUCCACAUAUUACCCCCAGCUCCCUUACUCACCUUUCCCCCGCAUGAGACUUGCUUGAGACAUCUGCUCCCGGCAUGGUCGGUAAGAGCCGAGAUCCCUCGAAACCUUUGCUAGGUGGUAGCCCCAUUUUCAGGAAAUGAUAGGUUGGAACCCUUGCAAACAAAGAAAAGAUAAACAAACAAGAAAAUUAAUGAAAGAAAAAUUGCGGGGGAAGGGGGGGGGGGGGUGUUACAACCAUCUUAAAAAAAAGAGUACCUAAAAAUUUGAGUCCAUGAUUUUCUAUUUUUGAGAGUCGCUUAUCCACGGAUCAUUUGUCGUAAGGCCACUACUUGGCAUGAUCCCGAUUCGGGGCUAGAGUUCUCGCUUAAGAAACUAGGAGGUGGCUUGUGCAUUGGUUGACCUCGUAAGCUGCUAAAUGAAUUAGGACGUCCUUU
This is a messenger RNA of Linum trigynum, 2924 nucleotides long. NCBI's taxonomy places the organism in Eukaryota, Viridiplantae, Streptophyta, Magnoliopsida, Malpighiales, Linaceae. The record is from the annotation of a GenBank genome assembly.